Molecule: messenger RNA, 1533 nt
Organism: Charadrius vociferus (killdeer)
Lineage: Eukaryota; Metazoa; Chordata; Aves; Charadriiformes; Charadriidae
Product: chloride channel protein ClC-Kb-like
Exons: 14
Coding region: 1-1533 (510 amino acids)
Biological process (GO): chloride transport; transmembrane transport
Cellular component (GO): membrane
Molecular function (GO): voltage-gated chloride channel activity
Source: RefSeq, a predicted model, not a curated record
AUGACUUUGGCUGAGGAACACUGCAAACUCCUGGAAACGCUGCGAAAGCCCAUUUUUCAACGAGGUCCUCCUUGUCGGCAAAGGUUGAGGGGGUGCCUGGAGUGGGUGAAGCGGCAGCUUUUCCGCGUUGGGGAGGAUUGGUAUUUCCUCUUCAUCUUGGGGGUCCUCAUGGCCACCAUCAGCUUCAUGAUGGACCUCCUCGUCUUCAGGCUCUACGAGGCCCACCGGUGGCUUUACCAAGAGGUUGGUGAUAUCUUGGUGCUCAAGUACCUCUCGUGGACCAUGUACCCCACGGCGUUGGCAGCCUUCUCCACCGGCUUCUCCCAAAGCAUCACCCCGCACUCGGGAGGUUCCGGCAUCCCGGAACUGAAGACCAUCCUGACGGGGGUGGUGCUGGAGGACUACUUGGCCAUCCAAAAUUUCGGAGCCAAGGUGGUGGGGUUGACCUGCACCCUGAUGUGCGGCAGCACCGUUUUCCUCGGCAAAGUGGGUCCCUUCGUCCACCUCUCUGCUUUGGCCGCCGCGUAUUUGGGGAAGAUGCGGACCUCGGUCACUAGGGAGUAUGAGGUGGGGGAAACCAUCGCCGCUGUUUUUAAGAGCGACCUCAAGAUUGAUUUCCCCUUUGACCUCCUGGAGACCUUCUUUUUUGCGAUUUUAGGGGCCGUCUGUGGGCUCGUGGGCUGCGCCUACCUCUUCUGCCAGCGCUGGCUGCUGGCGGGCGGCAAGGAGAACANNNCCAGCGCCACCUCUCCCCCCUCCAGCAAGCCCGUCUACACGGUGCUGGUGGUGCUGCUCCUCGCGUCCAUCACCUUCCCACCCGGGCUGGGGCAGCUGAUGGCCUCCAGGCUCACCAUGAAGGAGUAUCUCACCUCCCUCUUUGACAACCGCACUUGGGGCCAGCUGGUCCUCAACGCCUCCUCGGUGGCCGACCUUCACGGCGGCGGCGUGGACCCUCGGGGGCUCUGGCAGGAGUGGUGCCACCCCUCUGCCACCAUCUUCGGCACCUUGGCCUUCUUCCUUGCCAUCUCCACGGCUUUACUGGUGUGCGAGGCCACUGGUCACCUGGGCCACGUCCUCCCCGUCGUCCUGGCCGUGCUGGUGGCCAAUGCCAUCACCCAGAAGCAUCAACCAUCCUUCUACGACGGCACCAUCAUCGUCAAGAAGCUGCCUUACCUGCCCCCCAUCCGUAGCCGACACAUGGCCUCCUACCAAGUGGUGGUGGAGGAGUUCAUGGAGCGCCGGGUGGUGGCCUUGGCCAAGGCUGAUGGCUUCGAGGAGGUGCUGGGGGCCCUGGAUGCCUCCGCUGAUGCUGAGUACCCCGUGGUGGAGAGCGCAGGAUCAGCCACGCUGGUGGGCACCAUCAGCAGAGCCCAACUGGUCACCUUCCUCCAGAGCCACAAGCAUCCCCAGGCACCCCCAGGAGAGAAGCUGGCCACCGCAGGGACACUUGGGGACAGCUGUGCCAUCGAGCCCAUCAUGCUCCAGCUCUCACCGUGGACCUCCCUGCACCAGGUUUGGGAAGGGGGGGGAUGA